Aspergillus ruber CBS 135680 is the source of this 1113-nucleotide messenger RNA. RefSeq names its product WD repeat-containing protein. Gene Ontology annotation, molecular function: protein binding. Gene Ontology annotation, cellular component: THO complex part of transcription export complex. The record is from RefSeq and is a predicted model, not a curated record. Gene Ontology annotation, biological process: mRNA export from nucleus. NCBI's taxonomy places the organism in Eukaryota, Fungi, Ascomycota, Eurotiomycetes, Eurotiales, Aspergillaceae. The transcript is spliced from 3 exons. The coding region runs from base 1 to 1113 and encodes 370 amino acids.
AUGGCACCUCCUCGUCGCAACUUACUCUCAAAGGACCGUUUUGCGUUCGCCUUUGAGACUCUCAAAACUCAGAAUUAUUAUGAUCCCGCGUCGAAAGCACCAGGAUCCCACACAAUUCGCACUCUAGCAUGGAAUCCAACCGGUCAAUUAAUCGCGACAGGGUCUGCCGACCGCACCCUACGGAUUUGGAACCCCGAGCGCCCGGCUGUUAGAUAUUCGACCGACCUCCGCGGCCACUCCGCUGGCGUUGAGAAGGUGCUAUUUCACCCGGUUCGAGAAUCGGAAUUAGCAAGUUGCUCGACAGAUGGUACGGUGCGCUUUUGGGAUGUGCGCUCGAAAACUUGUGUGAGCCGUUUAGAUGUGGGCGGCGAGGCAUUCACGCUGUCUUGGUCGGCAGAUGGUAGUGUGUUGAUGGUUGGGCGGAAGGAUGAUACCCUGAUUCCCGUCUCUGUCGAAUCACCAUCGAGCCCGACUAUGCUCAUAGACGGCACUACCUCGAAUGGCUCCUCGCGAGAUGGCACGACAACUUACACUGCACUUGAAUCGCAUCCCCAGCCCAUCCAGACGAAUGCAACUACCUUCUCCCACCAUAUCCCCACACCAACUGCCUCAGACCUCCACCUCUUUGCAACAACCGGUGAAGGCACUGUCAAAAUCAUGUCUUACCCAUCCUUCGACAUCCUCCACACCCUCCAUGCCCACACCUCAGCAUGUCUCUCUAUCUCUCUCGCCCCGACAGGCCGCUACCUCGCCAUCGGCGGCAGCGAUGCGCUUGUCUCACUCUGGGACACAGCAGAUUGGCUCUGUAAACGCACUGUGUCGAGUAACAACGGUGGAGCAGUUCGCGGGGUCAGCUGGAGUUUUGAUGGACGUUUCCUUUGCGGUGCGUGUGACGAGGCUGGCUGCGGUGGGAAUGGCAUUGAGAUCUUCCAUGCUGAAACGGGGGAGAGCGUGUAUACUGUUCCUGCUGGGGGGAGUAGCAAUACCGGUAUUCCAGCUGUCGCGUGGCAUCCGUCGCGAUAUUGGUUAGCGUAUUCGACUACGAAUGAUGGGCCGGGUAGUGGUGGCGCUGGGGGGUUGAAGAUUGUCGGUGCUGCGGGUGGAAGUUUGUAG